GUGGUGGUGGUGGUGGUCGCUGAGAGUAGUGGUCUCAGCAUCCCGGGCUCAGCGUGUACUGAAGCUAUUGUGUUGUGGUGACCUAGGCGAGGUUGAAACAGCACCAGGGCCUGCAGGGUGGUGUGCGGUGCCAAAAGCCGCAAGGCCUGGCACGGAACGACGUGCAGCCUUCACUGCGCCUCGCACGGGGCAGUAUCACGCUGCUCUCCAGAUUGUUGGUGUGUGUCUGUGUGCAGGUGUGACUGGUGUGUUAUGGUGCAGCUGCCUGUGAUGUGUGGCGGUGGGGCUAGAUAGUGUGGGGCGGUGGGGCAAAUGGUCAUGCCCCCCAGCCACCACACCAGCCUCAGGAGGAGGACAGUGAGGCCUGGCCAGCCCCUUCCUUCAUCACUAUUGCUGCUAUGGAGGCUGGCUGGUGGCCACGCCCGCCCACCUGCCCGCUACCCCCAGGUGGCUUGGGCUGUGCCAGGUGAGCAGCAUGGCUGAGCCCCAGCACAAGCGGGCCAAGCUGCCCUCCUCAGGUGAGGGCGGGGCUGGGGGCCGGCCAGGCCGGCUGCUGCCCCGCCGUGAUCUGGAGAUCAUCCAUGCUCGUCUGACACACAAGUGCCUCUGCUCCCUGCAGCUGCCAGACAUCCUGCACACGCUGGCCGUCUGCAAUGAAUGCCUGGCCAGCCAGCCUGCUACCCGGCCUGGCCCACUGCGAGAGGAGACGUUGCUCUACACAGGUAUGCUGACGCUCUUCUUUGAGGUGUCACUGAGGCAACAGAGCCGUGGUGUGUUGUGUGCUCGCAUCAGCCAAGUUGCUGCUGCUGGUGCUGAUAAUGAAGCUGCCGUGCUGGAUGUGCUGUUCACUCUCUUGGCUUCCCCUGAUGCCUACAUCAGCUACUCAGCUGCCCGUGCUCUCUCAGCUCUGCUGCUCAUGCUGCGUGGUCGGGCGGGUGAGGUGGUGCUGGAACGGCUGGUGGAGAUAUUGGCCACCUCACCACGUCUGGUGGAGGUGGGCCACUCAGUGGAGGUGGUGCGCCGUGUCAUAGAGUGGAAGGAUUUGGAUGACCACCCACUGGAAGUUGGGGAAGAGGGUGGUCCACCCCCAGAGUGUUCCCGUGUGCGGCUGGCCCCAGCGGAGGCCCAGGGGGCCAAUGAGGUGAAGCAUCUGGCCACAAGCACAUUGGAGCGGCGCUGGUUCGCCUUGGUGGGACGUCUCACACAGCUGGUGAAUGAGUUCUCAGCAGAGCGAGAACAUGUGGUGGUGUCCUUCCUGGCUCUGUGGGAGUCUUUAAUCUCAGUGAAAGCCAACUUGUCUGUUACGGACACCAAGGAGUUCUAUUCAGGACUGGAGCGUCUGAUGGCACCCUUGACGAGACACACGGCAGCAGUGGUGUGGCGCAAAGUGUUGGACUUGUACAACGAGGUGCUCUGCUACGGUAGCACGCUGGCCCUGCAGGACGUGCUGGCUGAGGAGCCUUGUAACCUGGCCCACUUGCUUAUUCGGGCAGUGAAGGACCGCAGAUUUCUAGAGUGUGUGCCUUGUGGAGGGGCAGGAAGUGGAUCUGGCCAUGGGGGGGAGGGUGCAGGGAGCAUGGCUGGUCCAGGACCCAGUUCACAAGGCAUGUCAGUGGGUAGGGAUCCUGGGGAUAGGACUGUGUUGCACAAAGUGGUGCUGGUGGUGCUUAAGGCCAUCGCUGUGACAGUGAAGGAGACACGCUGCGACUCCUCCUCAGAGAACUCCUCCAGGUCUGGCGGGUCUGGCUCGGAGGACGUGGAUAUGGCUAUCAUCGAGCGCAGCCUGCGGGAAGUGGUGCGUAAAGUGGAUGAUUUUGUCAAAGCCAAGCUACCCUUCCACCCUGAGGCUCCUAUGGCUGAGUGGAUGGUACGCCUCUUUGCUGAUCAGGAUGACUGGCUGGUGGAGUCCAUGGUGUGUGGCCUCGACAUCUUCACUGGCCUCGGUCUUCGCAUCAGACAACAACCAGAGCUUCAUGCCUGUGUCAACCCUCACACCACCUUCCUGGUCUUCCUGGAGACGGUGUACUUGGAGCAUGAUGUCCUGCUUGAUCUGCUGGUUUCCAAUGAGACCUGCUUCCUCCUUUACCUUCUCCGCUACCUCAAGUUCAUCCGCCGCAGUUGGCAUGAGUUUGCCUCUCACUGUGGACGCCGCCUGGAAGAGGUCAUGACAGUCCUGAUUCGUUUGCGGUACGCCAUUGAUCGUCUGGUGUCCAAGAACCUCUUUCCCUACAACAUCACUCCAGUUCUCAAGCUGCUGCAAAAGUGUGAGGAAAUGUAUGAGGGUGGGGAGCACUAGGCUUGCCCCUAUCCUUGCAACAGGCAAGGAUGAGCUACAAAGCACCUUAGGUGGGUGCCCUAAAGCUUUUAUGGAAUGCAGUUGAAGGAUGGGGUCAUGGAAAGUAAUCCUUAGUAAGGUCACAGUGCACUGUAACCUUGUCAUUACUGGCAACUUGUGUGAAGGUGUCUUUGUUACUUAGUGAGCAAAGUCAAUAUUACCUCUCUCCUCUGAGUGCUGCAGCCCCGACUGGUGGCACCACCAUGCCGCCCACCUCGGACCUGGGCAGCUGCUUGGGCUCGGUAGGAUGUUCAUAGCAUUAGAGAAACUGAUAUAUCCUCAGUUGCAAUAUCAUAUAUUUUUAUAUUUAUUUAGGUUCUUCAUGUCUUACUUAACAAUGCUCUCUGCUCUCACUCAGAUGUUUUAGAGUUGUGUCAGUAUUGAGGGGAUGAUUUGCUGGUAUGAGGGUGAGGUAUGGCAGAGACAGUAUACAGUAGGGACUAUCUAGCACUUGAGAUCAAGUGUUUUUUUACUAUAUUUGUGUUUUGAUUUUUUUUUUUUUUCAGUGCAUAUAUUGAGAGUGUUUUUUUAUGUAACACAUUGUAAGUUGGUGUAAAAUACCAACGUAAUAUUAAAACGACACAUUCCAUACACUACUUCAUUUCUUACUGUAUCAUUGCAAUGCACACCACAAAUCUCACCUGAAGCACACACACACACACACACACACACACACACACACACACACACACACACACACACACACACACACACACACACACACACACACACACACACACACACACACACACACACUUGUACAUAUUUUGUAUCAGAAGUUUUCAUAUGUGCACAGCAUACAGUAUGGUCAUUUAUACCUCUGUGCCAAAGAUGCAAACUCACAUGGGUCGUACUAUACACACACCACCACGAUCACACAUACCUUUGUGCCAUAUGUCCAUUUAUCUAACACACACACACACACACACACACACACACACACACACACACACACACACACACACACACACACACACACACACACACACACACACACACACACACACACACACACACACACACACACACACAGUUGAAGAUUAGAAAUGUUAUGUCUUUCUUACAAACUCACCUCCAAGACUGAAAUUUUGUAUUUUGCUUUUGUUUGUCUGUCCAUCCAUUUAUUUAUGUAUGAAUCUACCUAUCAGUCAUUUGAUUCUUGUACCUCUGUUUGUGUCAGUUUAUCAUUAUCAUUUCAAGUGUCUCACAAGACCAUGGUUUUGUCUCUUGUUAUUAUAUUUCAUCUGGAAACACACGGCUACGAUCACACUCACUUUUUUUUUUUUUUUUUUUUUACUUUCUCUUAUACGAAAAUCGGGGUAAUAAGGUUGUUGGGAUGAUGCAUUGGAUAGCUUUGUUUAAUAAUUGGUUGUUGAUUUGUAGACCUUGGUUCUUUUGAAGGGAUAUGGUAGUCAAAUUAUUUAUAAUAUGCAGAUGUAAUGCAUAUUCUGUUGCAGUGUGUAACUGGUGAUGAUUGAAAGGCAAUUACUUUUGGAAUUUAUAAUUUUCAAAGAAUCUGAUAGUAUCUAUAUUUUCAAAUAAGGCAAGAUGAAAUUUAUUUUAUUGAUAAGGAAACUUUUAUUAUGGAGAUUGGUCUUUAAUUGCCUAUUAUGCACUACCACUCCUGUACACUAUAAACAAAGGAAGGUUUGACAAGCCUACAUUGUCUACUGGUAUUUAGUUGAUGUCUUUACAUGUCCUUGCAUCAUCUCUGCCUCUGCCUCCCUCCCAGCUGAGGAUACAGACUACCAUGUAUGGGUGGUGUUGUAGGAAAUAGGAAUGACAGAGGAAGUUAAUAUUAGGGAACUCAAAUCAGGAAAACUGGUUAGAACAGUUUAAGUAUAUCGUAUAUUAUGUAUUUGUAUUAUAUUAGUUGUAUGCCCUGUUUGGCAUCAUCAACCCAGUGUUUAAAUGGUUAAGAUUUUUUUUUAUAUAUAUGUAUACUGUUUCUAUUCCCCUUGCUCAUUCUUUCAAACAUAAUAGGUCACACUUCUAAGCAGAAUAACAUAUUGUUAUGUUUUCUGUUUUAAUUUUAAAAUUUAGAAUGUCAUAUGUUGCUGUGGAAGAUUAUUUGACAAUUUGACCCCAGAAAGUGUGUGUGUGUGUGUGUGUGUGUGUGUGUGUGUGUGUGUGUGUGAUAAUUAUGAUUGUAUUGUAAAUGGAAUGAAUUGAUUUUUAUGGAUGUUUUUGUAGUCAUGAACUGAUUGAAUCCACAGAGCACUAAGCACUUGUCCCUUGCCACUGCCAUUAGGAAAUUAACAUUCUUGUAUUUAAUUCCCCCCAACCAAAAUAUCCUUUUACGUAUUUAAUUUUCCCUCACUAAAGUAUGUCCUUGUUAUGUAUUGUAGAUAGCACAUGUUAUUUUUACAAUUUUGUAGACUCUUAUUCACUUGUUAAGAUCUGCACCUUGCACAUUCCUCAUAGUUCAGGACCUUGACAUGGAACCAGCCAUCAGGCAUUCCACUUCCAUGUUUUGAAUCAAGUUCAUUGUUUUGCACUGCCACUCAAUGGAGGAAUUAUAAGAUUUAAUAAAGUUAAUGCUUCACUGGCAGGUAUGGGAGGCAAUCUGACUAAGAAUUAUGUUUUUCAUAUUAAUUUCCUUUCAUGUGUGUGUGUGUGUGUAUAUGUGUGUUGUCUUCAAGGUGUAGCUGGCUCUGUGUGAGGAGAUUGUAUAUUGCCAUAUCCAUCGACACUAGAAGGGAGAAUAUUAUUCUAUUGUACAAUCUGGCCCAUUCUUCUUUUCAUUCACUUUAUAAAAUGAGUCCAAACAUUCCUUUAUGCUCUCUAUUGCUCAAAACAUCAAGAUAUAGAUAUCUGAAGAUCACCAAGCUCACUUGUUUCUGUCUGAGCUAAGUCAUUUUUAUCUCACAAGUAGAGGAAAAAUAGUCACUUACCUUUUUCCACACUGAAAGUAACGCAUUGUUUUGUUUAGUAUUAUCAGUGUUUCAUAAUAGGGUUGUAAAGGUAUAGUAAGAAACAAUGGACUGACAUCAGAAGUUUCUCAUCUGCUGACAGUUGCUGUAGCAUACAAUGGAUAAACUCAGAAACACAGAACAAUCAUUGUUAUAGUUGAUAUUAUAUGAUUACAAAACUUUUACAUAUUAUUUGAUCUUACCCACCCCUACUGCUUCUCCAUAGUGCCAUAUGACAUGCUAUAUGGCAGUCUCCCCUGUUUUUAUUAACUAACUUACUUUUGAAUUAGUAAGAUGCCCAUGAUACUGACUUUUAUUCCUGCAUAUAAUAUAUCAUUACCUUGUUUAUUAUCAUUGUGCUAUCAACAUGACAGAAAUAAGUGUCUGAUUACCCAACAUCAUUCUUACAGAGCAAGUGCUUGUCAUGCCUGUAGGUGAAAGUAUUCAUAGAUCUUAUUGGAAUGAAAGCAGGUCUGGGUAAAUGUGAGGAAUUUAAAAUGAAACAAUAGGAAAUGUUUGAAAAACAGAUUAACUUAUUUUUUUUCUUAGUCUUUAUUUCAUGGUGUAUUUAGUUGAGAAGACAGUGUCAUGUUUAUGAACUGUGUGUGUGUGUGUGUGUGUGUGUGUGUGUGUGUGUGUGUGUGUGUGCGCACUACGGUGUAUCUGUGCAAUGUCCCUUUGGCUCUCCAGUAUUCUAUUCCUUUUGACAGAAUGACUAUUUUUGUAUUUAUUUUUAGCAAAUAUUUAUUUCUGAGAAAUUAAGCCUCCAUACAGACUUUAUUUUUCCUGCAUCAAGCUAAGCAUUGUACAUAGUUUGUUGAGGAAAUGUAAUGUUUUGUUGUUUUAUAGUUAGAUUUUAGUGUGUAGUAAUUUUUUUUGGUAUCUAAACAAAAUUAGAACAGUACAUUUUUGUGUUGAAUUUUUUUUUUUUUUUUUUUUUUUUUUUUUGACUUAUCAUGUAAUUGGCUGAAUGACAAUGGUGAUGGGCAGAGCUCAGACCCUUGGAGUUGUGUGGAAUUCUGCUUGCCAGCUUUCCUUGUAGUGAGUUCCAUUUUGUGGCAGCUCUUACCCUCUGGAAUUUGUGGCCUCAUGGGCUGGCAUCGGUAUGGGGGUGUUCUCAAAAACAAAACUCUAGUCUGUAGAUUUGUGCCAUGGACUCGCUGAGAAGUGGACUCCAAGGAGUUUUGUCUUUUUUAAGUUUUAGUAAACUUGCUUUUCCAUUAAUUUUAAAGCCUGUGUGGGCUUGUUAUGGCAGCAGAGAUGCUUUGUAUUAGCCAGACCACAAUAAUACCAGUGGUGCUGAUAUACCAUUUGAGUCAGGGUAGAAGUUCUAAUAACAGCAGGGCAUCAAAGCCUGAGAAUUAACAUGGUAUAUUGAAAAUAGUUUUCAAAUGGUAAAGAAUCCAAGACAAUGAAAAUUCUUUGCAUUACAAUAUUUCAGCAGGAGUUUGAAUUUUAUACGACCGAAAAGCCAGAGGGUUUUUUGGGUGAUAUUUGAAGGUCUGUGUUUUUAAGAUAGGUUGGUAUUAGAAGUUUACUGAAUAGUACACAAAGAAUGCUACUGAUAAGGAGAUAAGAUUGUUAAUUGUUAAUGUCACACCACAAAUAUUCUAGGGGUAAUUUGCGUGCUUUGUCAUCAUCAUACCAUGUAUUUUUUUAAUAUAUUGAUUUUAAUUAAAAAUUAUGUUA
Messenger RNA from Portunus trituberculatus (swimming crab), 6936 nucleotides. It is a transcript of the gene lin, whose product is annotated as protein lines-like. The transcript has 3 exons. NCBI's taxonomy places the organism in Eukaryota, Metazoa, Arthropoda, Malacostraca, Decapoda, Portunidae. The coding region runs from base 476 to 2296 and encodes 606 amino acids. The record is from RefSeq and is a predicted model, not a curated record.